AUGCAUACGUCUAUGCCUCGUUACGACCAGGACCGACUGGGCAUCAUCUUCCGUGCCUCGCCCCGGCAGGCAGAUGUUAUGAUCGUGGCAGGUACAGUCGUUAAUAAAAUGGCACCGGCUUUAAGGCAACUAUACGACCAGAUGCCUGAGCCUCGGUGGGUGAUCAGUAUGGGCAGUUGCGCCAACGGAGGAGGAUAUUACCACUACAGCUACAGUGUUGUACGAGGCGUGGACCGCAUUGUGCCCGUCGAUAUCUAUGUGCCGGGAUGUCCACCAACGGCAGAGGCUCUUUUGCAGGGGAUUUUCCUCCUCAAAAAGAAAAUGCGGAGGACGCAAGUCACUAGGAUGUGGUAUAGGCGCUGA
Molecule: messenger RNA, 363 nt
Organism: Penicillium subrubescens
Lineage: Eukaryota; Fungi; Ascomycota; Eurotiomycetes; Eurotiales; Aspergillaceae
Exons: 1
Coding region: 1-363 (120 amino acids)
Biological process (GO): mitochondrial respiratory chain complex I assembly; electron transport coupled proton transport; aerobic respiration
Molecular function (GO): 4 iron, 4 sulfur cluster binding; quinone binding; NADH dehydrogenase (ubiquinone) activity
Source: RefSeq, a predicted model, not a curated record